This is a messenger RNA of Ostreobium quekettii, 3231 nucleotides long. The record is from the annotation of a GenBank genome assembly. NCBI's taxonomy places the organism in Eukaryota, Viridiplantae, Chlorophyta, Ulvophyceae, Bryopsidales, Ostreobiaceae.
AUGCCCCGCGGCCCGCGCCACGAGCCCACCACCAUCCUGAGGCCGAUCUCCCCGCCUCUGCUUCAGCGCCUGGUGCUGUACCAGGCCAAGUCGCGGUACUACCUGCUGGGCUACAGCGGUGACGAGGCCAGCUGCCGGCUGCUGUCCUUCAGCCGGGUGCAGCCCUUCACGGCGGAGCCGCCCUCGGAAGAUCCCAAGACGUACACGCCCGAGGAGGCGCGCGCCCACCUGCAGCAGCUGCACAAGCUGGCCUUCGCCGAUGGCGGGUUGCAGAUCUUGUGCGAGGCCUACGGUCUCUUGGGAUGCUUCCGUUUCCUUGAGGGCCACUACUUGCUGCUGAUCACCAAGAGACAGCCACUGGGGAGUCUCUGUGGUCACCAGGUGUAUGGGGUGGCAGAGACAGCGCUUGUGCCGAUUGAGAACCCAGUGGACUGCGCCGCUGAGAAGCGGUACCGCAAGAUUUUGCAGAAUGGUGUCGACCUCACAAAGGACUUCUUCUUCAGCUACACAUACAAUGUGUGCAGCACAGUGCAGAAGAAUCUGAUGGAACCUGACAUUGGGGACCCCUUUGAAGACAUGUUCGUUUGGAAUGGGUACCUAUCAAGGGAUCUUCGCCUUGCCCUGUUCACAACUAAUUGGGUGGUACCUUUGGUGCAUGGCUUCUGGGAGCAGCGGUGCAUGUCUGUUUUUGGGCGGGUCAUCACUGUGACCUUGGUAGCCCGCCGCUCUCGGCACUUUGCUGGCACUCGGUAUCUUAAGCGAGGAAUCAACAACAAAGGCUGGGUGGCAAACGAGGUCGAAACGGAACAAAUCGUUUCUUUGGGCAUCGACUCCAGUAGCUGCUCGCCAUCGCUAUCGUCAGUAGUUCAGUUGAGGGGUUCCAUCCCUUUGUUUUGGAGUCAAGACUCUUCGCCACUGCAUCCCCGGCCCACCAUCGUGCUGUCCAACAACGAUCCUCUGUACACUGCGACAGCACUGCAUUUCCAGGAUCUACGUGAGAGGUACUCUUCGCCCAUUGUUGUGCUCAAUCUGGUGAAGGCACAGGAAAAGCAGAAAGAGAAAAGGGAAACGAUCCUUAGAUCUGAACUUGCCACCGCCCUCGAAUACCUGAACUCCCAGAUCCCCGCGGAAGAGGACCGGAUUGUCCACAUAGCGUGGGACUUCAAAGAACGCAUGAAAAAGGACGGAAGGUCAUUCUUGAAGGACUUGGAACCAGUGACACACAGGUGCCUGGACUCCACAGGCAUGUGUGUGGUGCCCACAGCCUCGUGCAGUGACUCCGAGGAUUGCCUGCACAAGACCAAAGCCCGGUUUCAGCGGGGCAUCGUCCGCUCCAACUGCAUUGACUGUCUGGACCGCACGAACGUGUGCCAGUACGCUUGUGGCAUGGUGGCGCUGCAGCACCAGCUAAGGGCACUGGGCAUGCUGUCAGAGGCCAUAGAGCUGGAGACUGACUGCAGCCUGGCGUACCACGUGAUGGAGAUGUAUGAGAAAAUGGGGGACAGGAUAGCACUGCAGUACGGGGGAUCGGAGGCCCACGGGACGUUUUUCCACCGGAUGAGGGGCGCAUCUGAGGUGGGAGCCCAAACGAAGGAGGCGGUGACGACCAUAAAACGUUUCUACAACAAUGCAGUCACAGAUGAUGCGAAACAGAAGCAGCAAGCCAUCAACCUAUUUCUUGGCAACUUCCAGCCUCACCCUGACAAGCUUGCAUUGUGGGAGCUGGAGACUGACCACUACUUGCAUGGCAUGGAUGGGGUAGCCUUGCCUGGGACUUUGCCAGGGAUGAAGGGCAUGCUGCCGAGCAGGAGCCAGUCCAGCGCAUCUGUUGGUUCACGAGCAACCAAUCACUCCCCAGUGGGUCGGUCUCUUACAAAUGUGGAGGUCUUCAAGAUCCCCGCAGUUAGCGACGACGCUGCUCCUGACAAGCGGUGGUCAGGCAUGAUGGAGGGCUUGGGGAAGGGUGGCCGUAGCGAGGGUGGUUUCUUCAAGUCCUUUUUCAAGAGCUCCAAGGACAAAAAUUUGGAGUUCAGGCCACCCCAGAGGGACAGACAGCUUGUGUACUUCGACAAGAAACUGGAGGACCAGCCGAUCUACCACGUUCGGCUGCAUGACAGCCUAAGAGGGGGAAACCGUUCGCUGCGCAGGCGAUCCUUUCAACGCUCCCGCUCGAGGACGGGCUUACCAGAAUACCUGGCAGACGUGCCCCUGUUGAACUCCCCUCCCAGCACACCCCGCAUCCCCGAGACAGAAGAGGUCGACGACCGGCAUCCCAGCUUCACCAAACGUGCAAAGGCUGGACUCCAGGCGCUGGCCAAGGCGCCGAAGCGCCUGCGGGAGAUCCGCCUCGCCGAGAUCAACCCCUUUCCGCGCCCCCACUCCUUCUCCACGGCCACCCGCGUGCCCAAGCUCAACCUGGGGGCCUCGCCGCCCCCCUCGCCCCAGAGCAAGCCCACGCGCGGCCAGGCGGCUCCCGUGUCCGCCUUUGCAGGCAAGCCCCAGUUCGAGGACGAGCAGGAGGACCACCCGCGGCGCCUGGUGCACUCCAGCAGGACCCACCGGGCGUUCUCCACGCCCGCCGAACUGCCGGAGGACGUCAUCGAGGCGGCACUGCGGGCUGAGAAGGGAAGGUGCCUCGAGCUUGGCGCCGACCCCUGCAAGCAUGUGUGGGACGACCUCAUGUCUGUGACGGAGGCCAGCGUCGCUGCUGAGGUCAUGACUGCGGGUGUCGUGAUUGGUGCGGGGGACAGUUUCUGGGACUUCGUCACGGACUCCCUUGGCAAGUGGACAGAGGAUGCAGGGGGUGCGCAGCUGCCCUGUCCGGCCCCUGUGGGCCCAGAGGCGGACCCCUGGGCUGAGGAGUCUCUGGGCCUGCCCUACUCGGCUGUCUCUGAGGGGGCGGGGCAGCUGAAGGAGGCGCCCAAGGACGCAAUGAAGCUCUCCAUGGUUUCCCGCCCGUUCUUGGAGCCCAACGUUACUCAGUCCCGUGUCGCGGCUGCUGGCUUCCUGCAGCCCAACUCGAGCUUCCAAAAGCGGACAGAUGGGAUGUGGGCGCUGGAGAGCAGGCAGCCGCAGCAUGCAGGCGCCGAUUUCGUCCACAUCGCCCAGGACGAUCGUCCAGACCUGGAGCAGCUGCAUAGGUACGUAGCCUGGGCUUCAAGUCCCGUCGACGACUUGGAGGUGGAGGAAUUGGAAAGAUUGCUCACGCGGGCAUCGGAGGCCUACGGAUGA